GCCCGCCGCUCGAGUUCCUCUCAAUUCAUUUGCGACUUCGGUCCUGUAGCGGCUGGGCGUGCAGUCCAAGCACCUUCUCUUCAGCGACAACCACGACUACUGGGACAUGACUAGUCAUGAAUUGGAAUCGGCCAAAACAAACUUUAUUGAAAAUCUCGUGGAAAAUUGCCUUGAUGCAUGCUGAAGACCCAGAAUGAGGUGCUCAGGGACCAGUUCGGAGUUUUCUCUCGACAUUGAAAUAUCUCGUCGUGCCCGAUUGGAAUCCUGCUUCUUUCUCCAACUGCAUCCUAACGUAUUCAGAGGUCGAGUCAUCGUCAGAUACACCGACACCGCUCGUUACCAUGUUGUCCAAGACCUUCGCUCUUUCUGCCUUGGCAGCGACUGCUGUCGCCCAAGAUGCCCUCCCCAGCUUCACCCAGCUGCUCAACGAGACUCGUGCCCUGGGUUACCUCAACGAAUUCCUUGCCGAGUACCCACCUCUCUUGAGCGCUGUCAACGCGCUCACCAAUGUGACCAUCCUGGCCCCCAACAAUGCGGCUCUCCGUCUCUUCCCUUGGGAUCCUCGAUUCAUGGAUCUGUAUGAAGGCACUGUCGACUAUGCCCAGGCCCUCAUUGGAUACCACAUCAUCGAAGGUGUUUAUGAGAACUUCACCGAGUCGUGGCUUCCAUACAAGACCUCUCUCCGCGUCGGAGAGUUCGCCAACGUCACUGGCGGCCAGGUCGUCAUUGGCCGCUACAACUGGCGUGGAUACUACAGCGAGUUCUUCGGCGGUGACAGUGUCACUGCCCACUACCCUGUCGACAAGGUUCCUGCCCUUGCCCCUGUCGCCAUUCCCUUCAACGGGGGUGUCAUCUACCCCAUCGACGACGUGCUCAACAUUCCUGGUAACCUCACCAAGGAGUUGGCCCAAAAGAACGUCAACGGCUCUACCUUUGUUAGUCUUCUCGAAAAGGCUGGCAUCCUCGAGGAAGUUGAGGGUCUUGCUGAUAUCACCGUCCUCGUCCCCGACAAUGCUGCUUUCGAGACUGUUGGAGCAGCCGUCGAAGAGCUUUCGACUGAGGAGCUGGCCGAGGUCCUGAAGUACCACAUCAUCACAGACAACGUCGUGUAUGCCAACCUGAUCGCCAACGGUACCACUUACCCCACCUUGUCAGGAACCGAGAUCUCCAUCUACCGAAACAGAACCACCUUCUUCGGCAAUGGUGCUGCUACCACCAACAACCUCCUGAUCCGCAACGGUGUUGCCAUCGUUGUUGACAGCGUCCUGAGCCCCGAUGCCCCCGCCGUCAACGGCACCCAGUCCGCAGGAAACCCUGCUUUCCCCGUUGGACCUGGCUCUAGCUCUAGCUCUGAUGACACUACCGGAUGUGCUGCUGCCACUACCGGAGGUGCUGCUGCCUCCACCACCACUGGCACUGCCCCAGCUGAAUACACCAACGCUGCCGUCUCCUUCAAGCAAGGUGCCGUCAGUGUUGCCGCUUUGGUCGCCGCUGCCGGUUUCGCCAUGAACUUGUAGAGGAGUGCAGACAUCAUGCAGUGGACCUACUAAUACCCAACAACGGUCCGCAAUGACGGCUCCCGUCUAUUGAAGUGAGCAAGAUAACCAUCUGGGUUUCUAUUCUCGAAAAACCAUGUACAGACGAUCCUUGAUAGAUGUAAUACAACAGCAUGUUGAUACCACUA
This is a messenger RNA of Exophiala mesophila, 1684 nucleotides long. RefSeq lists its product as uncharacterized. The coding region runs from base 342 to 1517 and encodes 391 amino acids. The transcript has a single exon. Lineage: Eukaryota; Fungi; Ascomycota; Eurotiomycetes; Chaetothyriales; Herpotrichiellaceae. Gene Ontology annotation, biological process: macroautophagy. Gene Ontology annotation, cellular component: fungal-type vacuole membrane. The record is from RefSeq and is a predicted model, not a curated record.